AGCUUCAAGAAGGACCAAAGUAAAUAGUCAAUAUGCACAUCUUAACAGAGCUGUCAUGAUGCAACCUUUUACCUCCAUUUCUAGACCACUGCUGUAGUGAUUAGCAUCUCUGCCACCCUCAUGGAAGUCUGAAUAUGUGGACACCAACUAAAAACCAGAAAUUUGGCGUAGCAAUCCACAAUUUUCACCAUGACUCGGUCCCACAAACCCUUCGCCUCGAUGUUGGGGAGACGGUGCAAGUGUUGGAGGAGUGUGCAGGAUGGUACAGGGGGUUCUCGACACGGAACAGGAACUUAAAGGGUAUAUUUCCUGCCCAGUUUAUCCACCUGAAGCCAUUCAAGAUUGACAAUGAAGGGUUGUAUGAGACGGUGACCCCUGUGGAGGACCCUGUUGUUCAAGAAGCUGCAUCAGUAUUAAGAGAAUGGGGACAAAUAUGGAAAAACCUUUAUGUAAUAAGAGUGCAUAGUGCUGGCUUGAUGGUGUCAGCUGAGGAGGAUGUGUUGACGCUGGGUCAUGGUCAAGACAGCUCCUGACCACGACGGGCCUCCAUGACGUCCCCUCCUGAUGGCCCCCAGCUGACGGCCCCAUGUUUACCACGACGGCCUCAGUUUUUUUUUUUUUUACCUGUAAGAUGAUUUUAAAUUAUACUUGUUAAUACAGCAUCUUAUACUAAGACAGACUCCCCCAUCUCUCCUCAUCCUUCCUCACCCAGUGAUAGGUACUGUACCACGUAGUACCGUACGUGAGUGCUUUUAAUCACCACAAUAAUGAUAUCGUGUAAUGUUUAUCAGUAAAUUGCAUACUUGUUGAUGCAAUCUGUCUUAAAUGUAAGAUUGCAAAACAUAAUAUUAAAACAUUCAGUAUUUAGCUGAGUGGCACCUCCAGCUGCUGCAGCAAGCCAGCAACAGUUGUCGUCACCUCAUAAACAACACAAUGAACUAUCGCGCGCCUCUCAGAAAUGUUCAAAUCAUCUUAUGGGUAAACAAAACCGUAAAAUGAAUAUGUAUAUAUAACAUUUUCUGCUGAGAAAUGCAUGUUCUCUCACCUCUUUGAAUAUUUACAAAAAGUCGUGUUACACCCUGGAUGCAUAUAUGCACUAUAUGCGCAAGGUACAGUACGCCGGUGUACCAAUACGUUAUUGUUUUUAACGCUCCAUACUACAAAACACUAUCUCAGAAAUUCUGAGUUGCCAUCCGCGGUUAACGUGUUAACAUAAUGAAAGAAAUAAGAGGAUAAUAACUUAAAAUUUGGUGUUGGGUCGUCAUGGUAAACACGGGGCUGUCGGGGAGGGCCGUCGUGGUCAGGGACCGUCUUGACUAGGAAACGACGCAUGUUUCUGACCAUGAAGAAGUUGAAUUUUCAUAUUACAAUUUGCUUACUUCCCUGAUUUAUUUUCCAUAAUGAAUGCAGUAUAUCAGAGAAAAAAAACUUAUUGGCUUAUAUAA
This is a messenger RNA of Portunus trituberculatus (swimming crab), 1445 nucleotides long. Its product is annotated as dedicator of cytokinesis protein 3-like. Gene Ontology annotation, molecular function: small GTPase binding; guanyl-nucleotide exchange factor activity. The transcript has 5 exons. Gene Ontology annotation, cellular component: plasma membrane; cytoplasm. Lineage: Eukaryota; Metazoa; Arthropoda; Malacostraca; Decapoda; Portunidae. Gene Ontology annotation, biological process: small GTPase-mediated signal transduction. Bases 135 to 533 code for a protein of 132 amino acids. The record is from RefSeq and is a predicted model, not a curated record.